AUGAAAUCAAUUGGCAAUCCUCAUGAACGUGUUGAUGAAAGAAUCCGCAGCGGCAAGCCAUUAUCAAAGGCUACAAUCGAUGUUGUAGAUGCUCAGUUACUUGAUCAAGCUCAUCUUUAUGUAUUACGAAACACUGCUGUUGUGGAGCCAUAUAUAGAGCAACAUAUGUUGGAAUUGAAGGAUCGCAACCCCCGUCACGCUCGCAAGAGUACAUGGUUGCAGAGCCAACAUAAUCAGACAUUUAUUAGUUGGUUUAAGAAAGAGGUUGGAAAACGUUUGGCUAACGGGGAAGAUAUUUGUGAUGAUGUUCGUUGGUUGGCCAAAGGGCCUAAUUUUGCGGUUAGUAAAUAUAGCGAUUUUGCCAUAAAUGAGUAUCAUUUUCAUACAACAUCUCGAGAUGAGUCUAGAACAACUCAAUGUAGUGGAGUAUCUUUACUUGCACAUACUAUGCAGAUUGCUAGUGCAAAAGACUCCAAUCUUGUGAUGUACAAGUAUGGAUCAAAUGGUGAAACUGAUGAUAUGUUGGAAUUUGAUGCUACUUUUGAUUUAACACAAGACUCCGCUUUAUUAGACCUUGAUGAUGAUUUUUUGUCUUCUGAUCAUGAUGAGGACUCCAAACAAAGAGGUCCAGCAACAAAGGCAAAAGCUAAUAAAUUUAAACUUGUAGUCACUUACAAUAAAAAAGGUGUCCCGGUUGGAAAGGAAGCCACAAAACUGUCUACUUUUGAGGGUUUGGUUGCAAGAACAAUUGUUCCCAUAACCUAUGAGUCCUGGUUGGAAGGGUUAAGGCAAUAUGUUUUGGAGAAAAGUACGAAAGCUAAAAAUACCCGUGCACAUCAUAACUACAAUCAUCGUUUGAGCAGAAAGGGAUAUGUCGGACUCAUUAAUGACAUUCUACAAGAAACCGGCAAGACGGAACAGGAGAUUGAUAGGAAACUGUUGUGGAAAAAAGUAAGAGAGUUGAAGACAGGAGGAUACGAAUCAGAUGUGAACAAGAUUGUUGAUAAAAUUGAUGAGUUGCAGAAAUCGGGAAGCUUUGGAAAGGUUACAUGUGGAACACAUGAUGUGCUUACAGAGGCCUUGGGUACUCAGGAACAACGUGGGUGUGUACGAGGGAUGGGUAAAUUUAUAACGCCACAACAAUACUUUUAUUUACCCAAGAAUGUUAAGUUUUACUUGGAGAUUGAGAACGAGAGGGUGGAUAAACGAAUCAACAAACUUGAAGAUGACUUGGAGACACUAAAAAGAGGUGUACUUAAUGUUUCUGAAGCCGCAAGUUGCCAAGUAGGGGGCGUCAUUGAAGUUGUUGAAAAAGAACCACUGGAUGAAUCACUUGAUAAUUCAUGUCUUCUUGCGAUUGAAUUUGCUUUAAAUGUAGUUGCUAAAGGAACCAUAAUGAAAUAUAGUGCAUCGGAUGAAAACAUUGAAGUUAUGAUGGAAACAAUUUUACAAGGAGAAGAUUCAAUACCCAUUCCACUUGAAGAGGAGUUCAUUGUGAAGGUCAAAGAUGGACUGGGACACAUACUAAGUUGGCCAAGACACUUAGUUAUUCAAUGCACUGACCUGGGAAAAGUGGUGGCGAAACCUGUGAAAAAACAUGCAACACCAGUGAAGAAAGAUGCAACACGAGUGAAGGAAGGUGCAACACCUUUAAAAGAAGAAAUAAGAAGUAAUAAGAAAGAAAAAGGGAUAGGAAAAAUGGUUGAUGAACAAAAAGAACCAUGUGAUGUGGAAGAAGUGGAUGAUAUCGAAGAAGGGAAUGGAAUAGAAAAGAAGAUUAAAAAGAAGGAGAAAGAAAAUGUGACCUUGUAA
Lactuca virosa is the source of this 1812-nucleotide messenger RNA. NCBI's taxonomy places the organism in Eukaryota, Viridiplantae, Streptophyta, Magnoliopsida, Asterales, Asteraceae. The record is from the annotation of a GenBank genome assembly.